This is a messenger RNA of Myxocyprinus asiaticus (Chinese sucker), 1466 nucleotides long. It is a transcript of the gene rbm41, whose product is annotated as RNA binding motif protein 41. Gene Ontology annotation, molecular function: U12 snRNA binding; pre-mRNA intronic binding. The coding region runs from base 29 to 1396 and encodes 455 amino acids. Gene Ontology annotation, cellular component: U12-type spliceosomal complex. Lineage: Eukaryota; Metazoa; Chordata; Actinopteri; Cypriniformes; Catostomidae. Gene Ontology annotation, biological process: mRNA splicing, via spliceosome. The record is from RefSeq and is a predicted model, not a curated record. The transcript is spliced from 7 exons.
ACCGGAUAUUUUGGGUACAAUCGGAAACAUGAAGCGGGUCACUCGUACCAGUGACGAUGCACCCAUUCCUGAAGAACAGGAGACAGAGGGCCAGAGACAACUACACAAUCUACUGUUACAGCAACUAGACACAGAUGUAGACAUUGACCGGUGUGUUGCUAAGAAGAAAUGCUUUGCUCCAGCAGCAGUGUACAAGCCAUUUGGGGAGUUGGCAGCUGGUGUGAGGAGUCUGUCCCAGUUCCAGGCCCUACAGGAUGGAGAUCAGGAACUGGCCGCUCUGAGAGAAUUGGGCCUCACGGAUUCUGAAAUAGAGCUGUGGAGAUGCAGGGACCUGCCAGAGCCUUCAUGGAAGGAUAGAGGGGUUUGUGUGGCACCCGAAGCGAGGAAUGAGCGUCUGCAGGCCAUCCAGUAUAAAAUUGCAGCACAUGCGGAGCUGCUUUCCCGACCUCAGCGUUUCUCGAGCAGUCGGCCGCUCUCUCGCAGGGAGAUGGAAAUCGAGAAGGCUCUGUUUCACGGCAGUGACCGCAGCAGCUUCCUUACUGCCCUUUACCAUCAAGAUGAAGAGUCACAGGUCAGCCAGCAGGGGGCAUCAUCUGCCAAUGCAAUGGACACUUUCUGUAGAGACUUUCUGAAGGAUCAAAACAAAAACUUACAUAUCUCAGAGAGUUUUCUGCAACCACAACCAAAAUCUUGCAUUGAAGAAACAAUUGUCACCAAUGUCCGUUCUAAAUCAUCAUGCUCUGAUACUGACCAAAGCGACAGAGUCUGUGACUCCAGUCAAUGUAAAGACGAACACAAUUGCUUGGAAUCAGGCCGUGUGUCGGACACUAUCAACCCUCCACAGUCCCAAGAAAAAAGUAUUGUGCCAAGGAAAAUGACAGUCAGCCAAUCCAUUGGUACACUGAAUUCUUCUUUAGUGCAAGGUCAUGAUGGGCCGGUUACAGUCAGCGGAAUGAUAGAGGAUAUUUCAGAUGAAGAGAUCAAGAAUAAUCGGGACACAGAAGAGGCUAUACGGAAUAUUCCACGUUUUAAGAACUACCAGAGAGGGAAGCCAAGCAACGUGCUCUGUGUAAAGAACGUGAGUCCACGGGCUUCAUUGGCUCAGCUGGUUUCUCUCUUCUCCAGGUUUCAGAAAGAUAACACACACCCCAUUCUGUACCGUCUACUGACGGGUCGACUCAAAGGACAAGCUUUUAUUACAUUCUUUGAUGUAGAAAGUGCCCAAACAGCUCUGGACCUGUUAAAUGGAUACAGGCUGCUUGAAAAGCCUCUAAUCAUUGAGUUUGGCAGAGAAAGAAGUGAAGACACCAAUGCAAAGACUGACAGAUCCUCUGUAGAUCCUAACACCACUUCAACCCAACAGGAUGGACAAUCCUACAAUGAAAAACCUGCCUAAAUAAAUUCACUUUUAUUUUUUGCCUUUGUAAAUGCUGUAUAUGCUGUUUAUUAAACAAAACGAAUCUGUU